Peronospora farinosa is the source of this 819-nucleotide messenger RNA. NCBI's taxonomy places the organism in Eukaryota, Oomycota, Peronosporomycetes, Peronosporales, Peronosporaceae. The record is from the annotation of a GenBank genome assembly.
AUGCAACGCGCGUUACGGAACAACGAUGAUGAACGCCUCGCCAAACUCCGCAGCGACGUCUGCAUGGCACACGCUGUUGACGCGGUUAGUUCAACCCCAGACACGCGCUCUGCUCUCGAAGCAGCUCGUGGCUCGCUUCGAGCCUUGGAAGAGUUCUUCGCGAGUCGUCUGGUGAUACCUUCUGUCUCCACAUCUGACGGCUCGGUAACGGAUGACCCUGAAGAGAUGGCGGCUGUCCAUCGCUCCUAUUGGGGCUCGCUUUUUCAGUCCCCUUCAUGGGACCUGGCCUCUUCAACACCGCCUCGGCAGUACGAUCCCAUUGCCCUUCCACGACUCCUCCAGCACACGACAGCUCGGCUGUCCGAGCAAGACCGUCGUAUGCUUGAUGCCCCUAUCACGGCCAAUGAUUUCUAUUGGGCCAUCUCCCACUCCCCUAAGGGACGCUCGGCCGGCUACGACGGGCUCCCCGCGGAGUACUACCAGCUCAAUGUUCAUGCUUGGGCACAAGUGUACGAAAUGGUGUACGCUAGCAAUUUUGAUCAUGGUCGCAUGUCGCGUUUUCAGCGUAUGGAUUAUAUCUCCCUGUUGGUCAACGGAGGUGAUCGGGAUCUCCCCAGUAACUACCGUCCUAUCACGCUGCUUAAUCACGAUGCCAAGUUCGGUCCGAAGGUCCUGGAUUGGCGUCUUCGUACUAUUAUUCCGCGUCACCAUCACUCGGACCAGACCGGGUUCGUCCAGGGAUGCUGGCUUGGUGCGUCUCCUCGGCAUCUUCAUGAGCCCUUAACUCCCGACCAGCUCCCGAUUUCCCCGGGUCCUUGA